GGGGGAGAGGAUGGGAAGCUCUCAGAAAACCCUUGUUGAUUUGAACUGAAAUGACAUUAAGCCUUCGUGGAAGUGAGAGGGAUAGGGUGAACCGGCCAGGAAUACAGACAAUCUGCCCGUUUUUUGCUGGCGUCCACGUCCUCUUUUUGGUCCCUAAGGGCAAGCGCCCGUAACAAAUAUGGCGGCGGCAUCCUCGGGCGCGAGCACCUGCCGAAGCAGCGGCCCCGGAGCCAAGCGGAGCCAAUCGCUGGGCAGGAGCGGAAGAAGAGGCUGGAGAAGCUGCUGGAGGCCUGCGCGCAGGCGCACUGGCUGGCACCUGGCUCCGGGCAGCCGCGGGAUUAGGCUUCGCCUGCCACAAUUUCGGGACAAGGAUGGCCAGACUGCCCGUGGCCAUGAGCGCUCCUCAGUACUCCUGGGGCUGAGGCUGGGCUGGCCGCCAUGGGGCUGGGUGGGCCCUGGGCCUGGCUGCUGGGCCUGCCCACGGCCAUGGUCUAUGGCUCCCUGGCCCUCUUCAUCUCUGUCCUGCACAACGUGUUCCUGCUUUACUACGUGGACACCUUUGUCUCAGUGUACAAGAUCAACAAAGCUGCCUUCUGGGUCGGAGAGACGGUGUUUCUCCUCUGGAACAGCCUCAAUGACCCCCUCUUCGGCUGGCUGAGUGACCGUCAGUUCCUCAGCUCCCAACCCCGGUCAGGCGCCAGGCUCUCCUCGAGGGCCGUGGUGCUGGCACGGGUGCGGGCACUGGGCUGGCAUGGGCCGCUGCUGGCACUGUCGUUCCUGGCGUUCUGGGUGCCCUGGGCCCCGGCUGGCCUGCAGUUCUUGCUGUGCCUGUGCCUCUACGAUGGCUUCCUGACGCUCGUGGACCUGCACCAUCAUGCCUUGCUGGCCGACCUGGCCCUCUCAGCCCACGACCGCACCCACCUCAACUUCUACUGCUCCCUCUUCAGUGCGGCUGGCUCCCUGUCUGUCUUUGCCUCCUACGCCUUCUGGAACAAAGAAGACUUCUCUUCCUUCCGCGCCUUCUGCCUGGCACUGGCCGCUGGCUCUGGGCUGGGCUUUGUGGGGGCCACACGGCUGCUGAGGUGGCGGGUGGAGGCGGCCCGCAGGGAGCCGGGGUGCCCAGCCCUGGCUGUGGAUGGCGGCCUGUGUGAAGAAGAGCUGCUUCUGGGCGGCGAGGAGGCGGGCAGCAUCACCUUGGGCCAGUACCUCCGGCAGCUGGCCCGCCACCGGAACUUCCUGUGGUUCGUGGGCAUGGACCUGGUGCAGGUCUUUCACUGCCACUUCAACAGCAACUUCUUCCCCCUCUUCCUGGAGCAUCUGUUGUCAGACCACAUCUCCCUCUCCACAGGCUCCUUCCUGUUGGGCAUCUCCUAUGUCGCUCCCCAUCUCAACAAUCUCUACUUCCUGCCCCUGUGCCGGCGCUGGGGCGUCUACGCUGUGGUGCGCGGGCUCUUCCUGCUCAAGCUGGGCCUGAGCCUGCUCAUGCUGUUGGCUGGCCCCGACCGCCCCGGCCUGCUCUGCCUCUUCAUUGCCAGCAACCGUGUCUUCACUGAGGGCACCUGUAAGCUGUUGACCUUGGUGGUCACUGACCUGGUGGACGAGGACCUGGUGCUGAACCACCGCAAGCAGGCGGCCUCAGCGCUUCUCUUUGGCAUGGUGGCCUUGGUGACCAAGCCAGGCCAGACCUUCGCCCCGCUGCUGGGCACCUGGCUGCUGUGCUUCUACACAGGUCAUGAUCUCUUCCAGCAGCCGGCACUGACGCCUGUGGGGAGUGCCCAGCCCUGGCCAGAGCCCCCGGCUCCACCCCCACCACAGGCCCCGACGCUCCGCCAGGGCUGCUUCUACCUGCUGGUGCUGGUGCCCAUCACCUGUGCUCUGCUACAGCUGUUCACCUGGUCCCAGUUCACGCUGUAUGGGAGACGCCUGCACGCGGUCAAAGCCCAGCGUCAGAACCUGUCACGGGCCCAAACCCUGGACGUUAAGACGGUGUGAGGGGAGCGGCAAGGCCACCCUGCUGAGGACACUACCUGCAGCCCUGGGCGGCCAGCCCAGUGUCCUGCUCUAUCGCCUUCCUGGGGUGCAGCCUGGAGGACAGAUGGCGGAGUGGGAGCUCCUGGGGCUGCGCGGGGAGCGUCACUGAGGUCUAAGUUCCUGCUUGGCUGUUGGGCCCAGCUUGGGCAAGGGUUGGGGCGUUUGUGCUCAGGGACAUGCUUCCUCCUAUGCGGCAGGAGGAAGAAGAGGACCACGAAGGGAGGGGGCCCGCCCUGUGGUCACGUGGGGUUGCUGUGGGCACAGAGGCCUAUCCCCCUACCUGGCUGGGGCUGGUGCCCUAUGUGGGCCCGGAAACCACUUUGGCCCAGUCAGAGGAAGCUGACUGAGUCCCACCUGCCCCUUGCGGUGGCUUCUCUCAGAACUCUCUGCCUCAGCUGUGCCUGGAGUAGCACGCCCUAGCUGCUGCAGGGCGCCCGCGCCCCCAGCUGGCCUCUCAGCGAGGUUCAUUUCAUCACAGACUGAUCGAAGUCGGUCAUUUCUAUUCCCACUCCCGAGGUCUGUGCUGUGUGUGGGAGUGGUGGGUUGGGGAACAGGAUUCCUUACUUAAUAAGAGCAGCCUGAGAGCAUUUUCAGAGAUGGGUGGGGGGGCCACCCACAUCAGAGUCACUGAGGUAGCAGGGAGAGCCUGCAGGCCCGUGGCUGCAUGGGCCCUUGGGAGCAAAACAGCUUUCAGGCCUGCGGUCGUAGCCCCAGUGCGUUUCCCAUGUACCACUGCUGGACAUGGUGGGCAAGGAGGAGUGGCCACUUCUAGGCUAGGGGUCCUUUACCUUGGAGUCGCUGGGGAGCUUGCAAAGAUGCUGGUGUCUGAGUUGUUCCCCAAGAUUCUGAUUUCAUGGGUCUGGGUACCGCCUGGCACUGGCGUUUUGGAAAGCUCUGUGGUGAUUUUACCGUGCAGCUGGGACUGAGAACCUCUGCUUGAGGUCAGCGUCUCAGCCUCGGCACUACAGACAUUUGGGGCUGGGUUGUUCUUUGUUGUGGAUGUUUAGCAGCAUCCCUGGCCUCUGCCUACUAGAUGUCAGCAGCAUCUCCCUCCAGUUGUGACGACCAAACAUGUCCAGGCAUUGCCAGGUGUGUCCUAAGGGGCGAAACUGACUUUGAUUGGGAACCACUGUUCUAGGCCAAUGGUUAUUUGAGGGUGUGCACAGCGGUUAAGAAUGUAGGCCCUAGGGCUAUAUUGCCUGGGUUCAAAUUCUAGCUAACAAAGGGCAGAGCUCUGGUAAAUUAUAUAACCUCUCUGUGGCUCUAUUUCAUUAUCUGUAAAGGGAAUAACAAACAUACUUACACUUUGUACGGUUGGUUGUUGGGAGAAUCAAAUGGAUUAACAUUUGUAAAGUGCCUGGAAAACCGCUCCCCCCCCCACCCCCUCCCCGCAAAGUAUACAGGUUUAAAAUGGAGAACUGAUUAAUCAGAAUAUCUGCACGUGGGCCCCAGGAACUGUAUUUUAAUAGGCUUCUGACUUCAGAGAUGUGAAGAGCUGGCCCCCUCAUUUGGGGUGGAGUCUCAUCCAUGGGCUUGGGCAUGUGCACAGGCCUGGGACCCUCAUUCCUGACCUGGUCUUCGUUGUGAACACCAUCUUCUCUGCAUCCACCUGACAGGCUGGGGCUUGGGCUAAGGUCAGGCCAAGUCUGGCUGGUGCAACAGUGCCCUCUAGAGGACAGACUAGGCCCAGUCGCAGCCUCAGAUUCCAGGCCCACAGCUCCUCCCUCCUCCCACCCUGCACUGGCUACAGACAGAGGCCCAGCUGAUGUGUCUAUUGGAACGAGUUUAUUUAAGUACACUGGGCCCCACCAGGCAACGUGGUUUGUGCGAGGCUGUGCGAGGGACAGGCUUGGGCUAAGGGGGGGGAGGUGAGCUGGUUAAGCACACUGCAGUCUGUGGGUCGCCACAUCGCUUUCACACACACCUGCUGCUGCGGCCCACACCUGGCAGGGCCUUUGGUCGUUGGACGGCAUGGGGGAGAAUACUGCCUGGAAUCUGGGAUCAGGGCAGGUCUUGGUGUCACAGGUGAGGGUGCCAGUGAAUAUCUGCUAGCCCCAGCUUUGCACCGUCUGGCCUGAAGAGACUUGGGACCACUGCCAGGCCAGCCCAGUCCAGGUUAGGCACGUGGCCCCACUGGACCAGAGGAGGUGAGCCUGAGCCCAUCAGCUCCUGGCACUCUUGUCUGGCCCCUCCCUAACCAAACAAGUACAAAGACAAGAAUGGCACAAAUCAGCCCAGAGGGGGCCAUCUCGCCUCUACAACCUAGUCCCCCCUGGGUCAGCUAGCGUGGGAAAAGGCAACUUAAUUGCAGCUCUUUCUCCAGUCCUAAGGAGGCUGGAUCCCCAACACCCCUCCUUUGCUAGCAGCCUCCUGUUUCAGAAAAUCCAACCAGCAACCAGCCUGUUGAUUCCAGGCCGGUGAGCAAGUGGAAGAGGGAGAAAGAAAGAGGCUGGAGUGACUUUGAGUGUAGCCUCUGAUCCCAAACGGUCCUGAGGCCUAUGGAUACUGUCAGUUCACCGUUAGCAGGGAGUGGCGGGGCCCUGGACGCUACGCUAAGCUUAGGUGCUGUAAACGUUAGUGUGAACAGGGUGACUGGCGGGCAGGAGGCAGUGAGCUCCCUCGCUCCAGUUCCUGUACUGAACAAACACUUCAAUAAAUAAAACUGAAGAUGGCUUUGCCCAUGGAUGGAUGGAAAGCAAGGGCCUGGGACCAACAGGCUCCUGAAACUCUCCCAAGAUCCCCGGGUGGGGGUUGGGGGUUAGAGCGUUAACUCUGCCACCAAUCAGAAGUAGCACUACUCCUGCCCUCCUCAAAUGCCCAGUGUGGUCCUGGUCUCCAGGUGAAGCUGAGGGCAUCCUGCCCCCUCCUGAUACCGAAGUCUCAGUAACCACUCCUGGAGUGCUCUUCCAGCUUUCUAAACCCAAACUGCAACAAAACCAGACAGAACUCAACCCUGGCCCUCAGUCCGUGAUCAAGAGGCAUUGAGAGCAGAAUGAUGAGCAAGGGGAGGCAGCAGCUGCCUUGGGCCGCAGGGCACCCUGGGUGGGGUAGGGGUGGGGCUGGCCCAGCCUAGGAUGGGCAGCAGCAAGGUCUCCCGGGGGUUGGGUUUACCUCCCUCUCUGUCUCCCUAUGGUAGUAAACAUAGUCCCACACAGCCAGCCAAAGACCCCGCUGACGGAUCAGGGCCCUCUGCCAGCACUCUUCCCUGUCAGGGGCCAGUUAGUGGUCAACCCCAGGUCUCAGGCCGUCACCAUCGUGGGUAGUUCAUCGUCCUUUCUGGGCCCCAGGAUCCCUGGGAUCCCCGGGCCACACGGCACUCGCAUAUGCGCACACACUCGUACCCACACACCCACACACACACUCAUACACACAGGCAAUUCCUCGCAAACACUCCGACUCAAGAAA
Molecule: messenger RNA, 5436 nt
Organism: Balaenoptera musculus (blue whale)
Lineage: Eukaryota; Metazoa; Chordata; Mammalia; Artiodactyla; Balaenopteridae
Gene: SLC68A1
Product: major facilitator superfamily domain containing 13A
Exons: 9
Coding region: 439-1992 (517 amino acids)
Source: RefSeq, a predicted model, not a curated record